UCCCGGCUGGAACGCGGGCUGCGGGCCGCGCGCCCCCGCCGCCGCCGCCACCGCCACCAUCACCGCCGCCGCCACCGCCACCAUGAGCCCGGCCGCCGCCCUCCGCGAGGCCACCCGGCUGCUGUGCGCGGCCGGCGGCGCCCUGGAGCUGGACGAGCUGCGCGGCCGCCUGGCGGGCACGGUGGGCGCGGAGCCCCUCGAGCGGCUGCUGCGCGACGGCGCCCGCCUGGUGGUGGCCCGGCGCGAGGGCGCGGGCGCGGGCGCGGGUGCGGGCGCCGCCGCCGCCGCCGAGCGGGUGGUGGUGCUGGCGGCCUCGGAGCUGCGCCUGUGCCGCGCGCCCCCGCCGGGCGCCAAGGUGGGCUGCCAGGGCUUCUGCUCGCAGCUGCACCUCUGCAAGUUCAUGGUCUACGGCGCCUGCAAGUUCCUCAAGGCCGGGAAGCCCUGCAGAAAUAGCCACAGCCUGACCACCCCCCACAAUGUGGGCGUGCUGCAGACCCAUGGAGUGGAUCACCUCAACUUCACAGAACUCUGCCAGCUGCUGUACCAGAAUGACCCCUGGCUGCUGCCCGAGAUCUGUCUCCACUACAACAAAGGAGAUGGGCCCUACGGCUCCUGCACCUUCCAGACGCACUGCAUCAAGCUGCACAUGUGCCAGUACUUCCUGCGGGGCCAGUGCAAGUUUGGCAGCAGCUGCAAGCGAUCUCACGAUUUCUCAUCUCCCGAGAACCUGGAAAAACUGCUGAAGAUGGGCCUGAGCUCAGACCUGGUGAGCAAGCUGCCUGACAUUUACCGGAACGCUUAUGACAUCAAGAAUAAGAACUCUUCGAGCCUCAGCAAAAGCCUAGUGCUGCCCGCCCAGGGGACCUCAGAGAAACGAGACCGCACAGCCUCUGCAUCCUCCAGCGCAACCUCUGCAUCCUCGAGCGUUUCCAGCCAGGGGGACAGCGAUCAGAUCUGCUUGUUCCACAUCCGGAAGAGCUGUAGCUUCCAAGAUAAGUGCAAUAAAGUUCAUUUCCACCUGCCGUACCGAUGGCAGUUCCUGGAUGGCAGCACUUGGAAGGAUCUGGACAAGAUGGAGCUUAUUGAAGAGGCCUAUAGCCACCCUCAAAAAGACAGGGUCACGUGUGCGGGAUCUGCCAACAGUUUCCCCUUGAACAUUCUGAACUUUCAUACCAUGAUGUUCGGCUCUUUCCGGGCCCGCCGCCUCUCCACCGUCUCCUCGGCCACCAGACCACCGCACUUCAUCUUCACCACCGAGUGGGUGUGGUACUGGACCGAUGAGCUGGGGGCUUGGCAGGAGUAUGGAAAACAAGGCACAAAGCACCCUGUGGCCACUGUGAGCAGCAGUGACUUGGAGAAGGCCUACCAGGAGUUCUGCAUGCCUGGCUCUGACGCCCAGACUGCCACGUUCAAGUUUCAGGCUGGAAGUCACAAAUAUGAGCUGGACUUCAAAGCCUUUGUUCAGAAAAACCUGGUCUACAGCACAGUGAGGAAGGUUUGCCGCAGACCCAAAUAUGUGUCCCCGAAGGAUGUAAAAGGAAAGCAGACCUGCCAUGUCAACUUCCAAGGCCCAAAGAAUAUCCCAGACCAUUGGGACCCAUCGGCUCUGCCGGACCCCGGGUUUAAGAAAAUCCUACUGAACUCGUCCUCUGAGGAGUAUCAGCAGAUCUGGAAACUCUUCAACCAAACGCUGCCUUGCUGUUCUGUGCAGAAGAUCGAGCGUGUUCAGAACCUGGCCCUCUGGGAAGUUUACCAGUGGCAAAAGGCACAGAUGCAGAAGAGAAAUGGAGACGAGAAGGUGGACGAGAGGCAGCUGUUCCAUGGCACCAGCUCCACCUAUGUCGACGCCAUCUGCCAGCAGAACUUUGACUGGCGGAUCUGCGGGCUGCACGGCACAUCCUAUGGCAAGGGGAGCUACUUCGCCCGAGACGCCGCCUACUCGCACCACUACUGCAAGUCGGAUCUGCACUCCAAGACCAUGUUCGUGGCGCGGGUGCUGGUGGGCGAGUUCAUCCGUGGGAACCCCACUUUUGUACGCCCCCCAGCCAGGGAGGGCCAGAGCAACCUUUUCUAUGAUAGCUGUGUCAAUAGCGUAACCGACCCGUCUAUCUUUGUGAUCUUCGAGAAGCAUCAGGCGUAUCCCGAGUAUGUCAUCCACUAUACAGCCCCCCCUGACAGGGACGCGGGGCUGUCCCAGGGGGUACAGUCCAGCAUUUUCUACCUGUCCUCUUUCUUUGGAGGUCGGCGGUGAACCCCACCUGCCCAAACAGGGUGCCCAUGUGCUCUCUGGCCUCUGUGCUUGGCAAUGGCUCUCUGAGGUGGGGCGGCUAGAUUUUAAACCAUUUUAAUGGCCUCUUCUUGAUUGCCUUCACCAAGGGCUUACAUUCCUAAUCUCUAGCGGAUAGUUUUGACUUUUAAGUCACUGGGGCAUGCUUGUGCAAAGGCCCCUUGGCUGCUUUUACUAAGAUAUUAAGGUUUUACUGUUCACUCUCAGUGACUUUGCUCCCCAUGCACACAGCUCAGGUACUGUUUUAUGGAUUGAUUUUAAUUUGAAGAAUUUGUCUCUCUAGUCUUCCGUGGGGAGGGAGAGGCGCCUAUGGGACCAGUCACUUCUCCCCAGUGGUGUAAUAGUGGAGGCCCAUGCAACAUCUGUGGGGGUUGGGUGACCCUGCUUUGACUCAGGCAGCCACUCCUGGGCUUCUGGCCUCGGAGGUAGCCGCAGUGGGGGGCUUCCCCACACCUCCAGAGUUGCCAACCCCUUUUGAGCUGGAUUCGGUUCAAGUCCUUGUUGGAUUUGGAUGAUGGUGCUGCAACUGUCACACGAGUCUGAGAAUA
Sorex fumeus (smoky shrew) is the source of this 2835-nucleotide messenger RNA. RefSeq names its product poly(ADP-ribose) polymerase family member 12 (gene PARP12). The coding region runs from base 83 to 2251 and encodes 722 amino acids. NCBI's taxonomy places the organism in Eukaryota, Metazoa, Chordata, Mammalia, Eulipotyphla, Soricidae. Gene Ontology annotation, molecular function: metal ion binding; NAD+ poly-ADP-ribosyltransferase activity. The transcript has 12 exons. The record is from RefSeq and is a predicted model, not a curated record.